Messenger RNA from Dama dama (fallow deer), 3805 nucleotides. It is a transcript of the gene STYK1, whose product is annotated as serine/threonine/tyrosine kinase 1. Gene Ontology annotation, cellular component: signaling receptor complex. Gene Ontology annotation, molecular function: transmembrane receptor protein tyrosine kinase activity; ATP binding. NCBI's taxonomy places the organism in Eukaryota, Metazoa, Chordata, Mammalia, Artiodactyla, Cervidae. Gene Ontology annotation, biological process: multicellular organism development; protein phosphorylation; cell surface receptor protein tyrosine kinase signaling pathway. The coding region runs from base 570 to 1853 and encodes 427 amino acids. The record is from RefSeq and is a predicted model, not a curated record. The transcript has 11 exons.
AAUCAUGUGCUGGUAACUCCUCUUCUCUCCGCCUCAUCUCCACCAGGAGAUAUCGCUGGGUAGAGAGGCGGGUUAUCUGUGCAAGUCUCUUGGGCUUAAAGAGAGCCGCCACUUCUGUCCAUUCGUCCACUCCGGAGCGUGCGUCAGGAGGGUGAUGGAGCAUGAGGCUCUCUGAUACCUGGCAGGGCAUCUUGAAUGAUUUGUGUGCUCUGUCCCCUGGGGGUUCUGGCCCCUUCCUGACUCCCUACCUCAACCCCUCCGGGGCUCACAGUGGAAGUCUGAAUUCAGGUCCUUCCCCCUAAAAAGGAAGAUAGAAAUAGGCUUGGGCUCAGAUCCAGGAAAAUGAAGAAACAAAGCAAGUGAUCCCGAAUUCCAUCAUUUGACAAACUCAUGGAGCUCCAGAAAGAGUGAAAAGAAGAUUCAACUGGCUGGGAGGUUUCUUUGCAUACGUGUUUCCAGAAUUGAGACACUCUGCCUCAAUAAGAACAACUCAGGCCUUGGGAGUCAUUCUCAGCGGUGCUCUGUGCAUCCUCAAGGGGUCAAGCGCUGGAGUGGACCACUGCAUUGUGAUGGGAAAUGAGAGGGGCGUGAUGCGGAUGCUGUUGGAAUGCAGUCUCAGUGACAAGUUGUGUAUUAUCCAGGAACAGCAGUAUGAAAUCAUCAUCAUCCCUACCUUCCUGGUUGGUACCUUCCUCAUCCUCCUCGGCGUCAUCCUGUGGCUUUUUAUCAGAGGACAGAGAGCCCAACAGCAGUCUCCAGGACCUCGAGGUGCUGCCCAUGUACCUUUAUCUGGGAACCUAAGCCAGGAAGCAGCAGGACCUGGGGAAACUGUGUUUGUACCACUUGAGGAGACCUCGGUGGAAAGCCUUCUGCGAACUUCUGCACACGCCCUGGCUAAGCUGCAGGUGCCCCGGGAGCAACUCUCUGAAGUUCUGGAGCAAAUCCACAGUGGUAGCUAUGGGGCCAUCUAUCGCACCACGAUGCACACUGGGAACCCUGCGAAGCCCAAGAGUGUGGUCCUCAAGAGUUUAAAAGAACCAACUGGGCUCCAAGAGGUGCAGGAUUUCUUAGGGCGAAUCCAAUUCUAUCAGUACUUGGGGAAGCACAAGAACCUGGUACAUCUGGAAGGCUGCUGCACAGACAGGCUGCCGCUCUACAUGGUAUUGGAGGAUGUGGCCCAGGGAGACCUGCUCAGCUUUCUCUGGACCUGUCGCCGGGAUGUGAUGACCAUGGAUGGUCUUCCCUAUGACCUCACAGAGAAACAAAUAUAUCACAUUGGGAAGCAGGUCCUUUUGGCUUUGGAAUUUCUCCAGGAGAAGCGUCUGUUCCAUGGCGAUGUGGCAGCCAGGAAUAUUCUAAUUCAGUGUGACCUCACUGCUAAGCUCUGUGGGCUGGGCCUGGCUUAUGAAGUUCUCUCCCGAGGGGCCAUCUCCUCCACUCAUGUUGUACCUCUCAAGUGGCUUGCCCCGGAACGGCUUCUGCUGAAACCAGCUGGCAUCAAAGGAGACGUCUGGUCUUUUGGGAUCCUGCUAUACGAGAUGGUGACUCUAGGGGCACCUCCAUAUCCUGAGGUCCCUCCUACCAAUAUCCUACAGCAUCUCCAAAGAGGGCAAAUCAUGGAGAGACCCAGUAGUUGCACACACACCAUGUAUGGUCUUAUGAAGUCCUGCUGGCGUUGGAGUGAGGACAGCCGCCCCUCACUUCGAAAGCUACACGCAUGUCUCGAAACUGCUGCUCAAAGUGCAAAUGACAAGGCUGUGUUGCAAGUCCCGGAGUUGGUGGUACCUGAACUGUACGCAGCUGUGGCGGGUAUCAGCAUGGAGAGUGUCUCCUACUGCACCAGCAUCUUCUGAAGGUCCUGGGACAACACCCACUUUGGGGAGAUUGUAUACUCUUGAAACCAGUUCCUCCAAGAGCAAAGACUUUUUAGUGGGAGUUAAAGGGAGAAAUGGGACAUGGAUCUUGAAUCUUCUCCUACACAUUUCCCUAGAAACCUGAAGUGAUGCUGGAUGAGGCUGCCCUCACCAUGUACCCUUGUGAUGGAGAAAUGCAGUUUCAUUUCUGCUGUCCCAAUUCUGAAGACACAGGGUAGAUGGGUUGGACAGUGUCGAUGCAAGGGAGGUUUUUACAAAUUUGCAAUCUUUGUUGCCACAUGGCAUAGAUAAGUUGGUCCCUCCUACCACAGGCUGGUUUCCUUUGAAACGUGCUUUUAUCUAGACUAUAGUUAAGGUCCAGAAAAUUGGAAUCAAAUGAGGGAAGAGAAAGUUGAUAAAGAAAUUGAUGAGAAGAAAAUGAAAGGUUCUAUUUUCUCAGGAAUAUAGAUAAGGACCAAGGUCCAUCCUUCACAGAGAAGGGAGAGGAAGGUCAUAUAGUUUUCCAUUUCUGGUCCAUUCAUGCAGGGAUGAAAGAGAACCAUUAAGGAAGAUUUCUGAGCUCACCCUAAGAUAUAAGCUCACCCUAUAUGGAGAGAUACAGUCCCCUUUUAUCUAAUUCUGAGAUAGGUAAAUCCUGUUAGUACUAUUCUAAGUAGAAGCUGGAGGGGUGAUUUCAUGAUUAAGAACAUUGGUUAUGUACCAUCCAUCAGGCUCACUUUCUGGUCCCUGUUAGAUUAGAGAAAUCAACCCUGAAUAUUUAUUGGAAGGACCAAUGCUGAAGCUGAAGCCUCAGUACUUUGGCCACUUGUGAAGAGCUGACUCAUUGGAAAAGACCCUGAUGCUGGGAAAGGUUGAGGGCAGGAGAAAGGGGCGACAGAGGAUGAGAUGGUUGGAUGGUAUCGCUGACUCAAUGGCCAUGAGUUUGAGCAAACUCUGAGAGAUAGUGAAGAACAGGGAAGCCUGGCGUGCUGCAGUUCACGGGAUCACAAAGAGUUGGGCAUGACUAAGUGACUGCACAAUGACAGAUAAGACUAUGGGGACUGAGCUCAGAGAGUCCAGUAGGGUUGAUGAUGAAUAGACUGCGUAUGUGUUUAAUAAAUGGGAAAUGUGGAAACCAGCGAGAGUGCUUACUAGCUCAGGAUGUCUUUAAGGAGCGCUAGAAAAAGCUGUAACCUGAGAUAGAAGGAUGGUAGGUUCUGAUUUUCAAUCAUUCAAUGAUGUACUGUGAAACUUAUUUCAUUAAAUUAAUAUUGAGUCAAAGUAUACAUUUUGGGUUAUACAGUUGUCAAAAUCUUGACAAUAAGGAGGAUGAAAGUAAAUAAAUGUGAAUUAAUGUCAACAGGAAAAUUCAAGAGACAAUCUACAUUGUCAGAAAAGAUUCCUCAUGUGUAGAAAGGGGAUAAUACCUACUUCACAGGGUUGUUGUGAGAAUGGAAUGAAAGGGUGUUAUUUCUACCACAUGUGGUGUACACUAUAUGACAAUAAAUAUUAAUUUCCUUACCUACCCCUUUACUAUCCUAGGUUCUCCUUCAUAUAUUUUUCAUUUAACAUCUGUGGUGACCAAGAAGAGAACCUUAGUCUGUCGGUUACAUUGCAAGGCAGGACAUACUUAAAGAUGAUGAUAUAGUACAAAAUUGUUGUUGUUGUUUAGUUGCACCUGACUCUUGUGACUCCAUGGACUGUAUCACCCCCAAGAUCCUCUGUCUAUGGGAUUUCCCAGGCAAGAAUACUGGAAUGGGUUCCUUCCCCAGGGGAUCUUCCCAACCCAGGGGCAAACCCACAUCUCCUGCAUUAGCAGGCGAAUUCUUUAUCACUGAACCACUGGGGAAGCCUAUAGUACAAAUACCACGACUGAAAUGAGGAAGUCAUUAUUUUUGUGUGAGUGUCUGGAUGACUACAGUCACCUCCCACUAUUUCAACAUACUGGAACU